ACUAUUGCGAAGAUUUAACCCGCACUGUUCAAACAGUUUAAAAUGUAGAUGAGAAUGAGUUUCCGUGAAAAAGCAAGUUUUAAUAGCGCUCAGGCGUUUUUAUGUAGAUCGAAAUCCUUAUAUGAUGGGACAAAGUCAACAAUGCGCUUAUCAAAUAUUACAUCAAAGUUACGAACGGUAUCUGCAACAUUGGCAAACACAAAUCCAUUUAGUUCAAAGUCACAAGGCAACAGUAUAACUGAAGAGAACACUGAUGAUGUUAAACAAACCGAAGGAAUUAAGAAAUCAAAGAGACGAACUCGUGAACGAACAACAUUCACAAAUGAAUCCUCUACAAGUGCAAGCGGAAAGCAAGAGAAACCUGAAAGGAAAAAAAAGAAAAAGAAACAAAAACAUGAUCAUUCAGAUACCACCAAACUAGUCAAAACUAGCAGCAUUCAACAGACUACAGAAUACGUUGUUCAAGAAGGUGAUUCAUUCAAUAGUGUAGCAGCUCGUUUCGAUCUAACUCCGUCAGAAUUAUGUCGUGUCAAUAAAUUCUUAUCUAGAACAUUAUUUGUUGGUCAAGUGAUCAAACUUCCUAUCAAUGAAAAAGUAGCUAAUAUGACCGCUGAAUCAUCCAAUAAAUCUGUUGCAUCUGGUGUAAAAAGCGAUAACAAUAAUUUAAAUGCUGAAGAAAAUGUACAGGUGACAACUGAAGAAAUAACAAAAAAUCCUCUCGAUCCUAAAGUAUGCCUUACAGAAGGAGAGAGUAAAUCAAAACUUCUACAAUCAGUCGAUUCAUUAACAUCAUCGGUUAAUGAAACAGAUACUGACGACCAAGAUUUUGAUGAAUCUUCUACAUACAGUGAAUAUACAGAUUAUGCAGAUGAAGAAAAUGAUCCGAUGGCAUGUCAAUAUCUAAAGUUUGACUGUAAAUUUGUUGUCGACUUACAAUGUUCUGUCCCUGGAAUAAUUUUGGUAACUACAAACAUGUUUGUGUUUAAACCAUACGACGAGGAACAAUACCCACUGGAAAAUCAUUGUAAACAGAUUCCCUUAAGUCAAUUUCGUACAAUUGCAGUUUACAGGGAUCCAUCUGUUAUGUAUUUUACAAAACGUGGAACGCAACCUACUUCAUGUCCCAGUAACGUAAAUAUUGAAUGUGAUGUUAAUGAAAUUAUAAAUUCUACCGAACAAACACCUUGUGUAAUAAUUACAAAGAACGAUGAUAGUUCAACGGAGUUGUCAAAUCCCAUAGAAAUUAAAGGAAUUACUUGUGAAAUGAAUUCAGGUGAAAAACAUGAUAUUGGACAAAAAGAUAUUGAAAAUGUGAUUACAACUGAUAGUUUGUCUGCUUCAAAUUUGAAGAAAUGCGAUUUAGAUGAUAAUCCAUUUUAUUUAUGUAUAUUAGCAUAUACUAAUUCAGUUGAAAAUAACAGUCAUAGAAGACAUCCAUUUUGGUUUACUGUUCAAUCAGAAGAAUAUUGGUUUUUAAUACCAAAUGAAAAAUCGAAAAUUUUAUUUGACUUCCUUCUAACUUGUCAAUUUCAUGGAUACGAAGAUGAUGUUAAACAGUGCACAGAUAUGGAAGUCAGUCAAUUAUCGAUUAAAAGUACUGAAAUCAAAGAUACGAAUAAAGCCAACACAAUCAUUAGCAAACUUCAUUCAAAAUCAUUAGGAAAUUUAAAUUUUUUCAAAUCAUCUAUUGUCAGUCCAGUUUCAAGUGAACAUUUCUGUUUGGAUGAUGAUAACAAUGAUGAUGUUAGUAAAUUUGAGAAGACAAUCCAUCGUCAUCAUAAUCACAAACACACUCAUCGACAUCAUAAUUAUUGUCAUUUUGUAGUUGUCCCAAACACAUUCGAUUGGGUCCUACCGCGUAUCGGUAGUUCAGAUGAUCAUUCUCGCACAUUAUUAAUUUUGAACAAUCAACAAAAGUACACAAAUACUUUAAAAGAAGCACCAAAAAUAUCAAGUGAUCAGAAUGAGCACUGUCAGCAAAAUAAAUUGAAAAAAUUACAGAAUAUAGAACACUCAACAGAUAGUUCUUCCUUUAGAGAUACAACAGAUAUUAGCAAAACAGUAGAAAAACAUGAUAGUGUACCUUCUAUGGAAGAAGAAAAAGCUGCUUUGCAACUAUUAAAACGGGAAACUGUUAACUGGGAAUGGUUAACAUCACCAUUUCGUACCCUUCUGAAUAAUAUCAAUAAAUUGUUGGUUAGUUCAAAAGAAUUGGAAUUGAAAGAAUUAGAAGAGGAAAAAAGAAAACAAUUCAUGUUUGACUGUAUAAAAUCGGCUGAACCAGAAUUAUUGCCAAUACCUACCGCAACAUCAAAUAGUGAAAUUUUUGAUGUACAUAAAGUUCGUGAUCUUUUACAAAAUUUAACUCCUGAUGCUGAAGGUUUAGACUGGAUAUUAACUUACAGUACUUCUGUGCAUGGAUUUAGUUUACGAUCAUUAUAUCGUCGAUGUGCCAAUAGUUUGACAGAAUCUUCGAAAGAUAAUUCAUAUGGUACUAUUCAUACAAAAAUGAAACAUACUCUUACAUCGAAUUCACCGCAUGCAGCAAAUCAACCAUGUAUACUAAUCAUACGAACAUCAACAAAUGAGAUAUUUGGAGCAAUGCUUAAUACACAUCCUUAUCCAAGUAAUGGUCGAUUCUAUGGUAAUGGAUCAUGUUUUGUAUUUCGAUGGAUCAAUACAACUGAUUCAAAACAAGAUCAAUUAAAAGGAAAUAGUAAUUCAAUCAAUGAACAAGAUUCUAUAUCUUUAUCAGUUACUUCUAAUAAAUUAUUGAAUAUACCAACAGAUGUGAACUCUGUAUCAAUAUCAUCCUCGUCAUUAUUAGGAACAGACAAUCAUAAUUCUGAUCUAGUCUCAUCUUCGUCAUCAUUCAUAUCAUCUGAUGUGAGAACUGAAACUGUAACCAAAGAAUUCGCACAUUUAUGUUAUAAUGAUAAAAAAGAAUUUCCCGAACAGGGUAAAAAACAGACAUUCCAAAAAUUUACAUGGAGCGGUGAAAAUUCCUAUUUUAUCAAUGGUGAUUAUGAUUCGCUUACCAUAGGAUGCUCUCAAGGUCAUUCAGCAAUUCAACUUGAUGAUAUUUUAUUACAUGGACAUAGUGAUAAUUGUGAAACAUUUAAUAGUCCACAAUUAACUUUAUCAUCACCAGAUUUUAUUAUUACCACACUUGAAAUAUGGUCAUUUAUUUAA
Molecule: messenger RNA, 3192 nt
Organism: Schistosoma rodhaini
Lineage: Eukaryota; Metazoa; Platyhelminthes; Trematoda; Strigeidida; Schistosomatidae
Source: the annotation of a GenBank genome assembly